Molecule: messenger RNA, 600 nt
Organism: Trichomonas vaginalis G3
Lineage: Eukaryota; Parabasalia; Trichomonadida; Trichomonadidae
Product: cyclin-dependent kinase inhibitor 2C-related family
Exons: 1
Coding region: 1-600 (199 amino acids)
Cellular component (GO): cytoplasm; nucleus
Molecular function (GO): protein binding
Source: RefSeq, a predicted model, not a curated record
AUGAAAAAUAGUAAAGAAACAGCAGAACUACUGAUUACACAUGGUGCAAAUAUCAAUGAGAAAGAUAAAUAUGGAAACAUUCCACUUCAUAAUGCAACAAUAAAUAAUAGUAAAGAAAUAGCCGAACUUCUUAUUUCACAGGGUGCAAAUAUUAAUGAAAAAAAUAACGAUGGUAAAACAGCUCUUCAUCAUGCAGCAAUAUGGAAUAGUAAAGAAACAGCAGAGGUUCUCAUUUCAAAUGGUAUAAAUAUCAAUGAAAAAGAUAACGAUGGAAAAACAGCUCUUCAUGAUGCAGCAGAAAUGUAUCAAAAUAAAGAAACAGUCGAAAUUCUUAUUUCACGUGGUGCAAAUAUCAAUGAAAAAGAUAAAAAUGGAGAAACCGCACUUCAUAUUGCAGCAAUGAAUAGUGUUGAAGAAACAUCCGAACUUCUUAUUUCACACGGUGCAAAUAUCAAUGAAAAAAUAACGAUGGAAAAACAGCUCUUCAUCAUGCAGCAUCAAGGAAUAGUAAAGAAACAGCAGAACUUCUUAUUUCAAAUGGUGCAAAUAUCAAUGAAAAAGAUAACGAUGGAAAAACAGCUCUUCAUUAUGCAGCAAUGA